Messenger RNA from Blastocystis hominis, 1164 nucleotides. RefSeq lists its product as hypothetical. Gene Ontology annotation, molecular function: GDP-mannose 4,6-dehydratase activity. Bases 1 to 1143 code for a protein of 380 amino acids. The transcript is spliced from 4 exons. Gene Ontology annotation, biological process: GDP-mannose metabolic process. The record is from RefSeq and is a predicted model, not a curated record. NCBI's taxonomy places the organism in Eukaryota, Bigyra, Opalinata, Blastocystidae.
AUGUCUUCUGCUGAGUCCACUACUGAAAAGCGAAAGGUUGCCUUGAUCACCGGUAUUACGGGUCAGGAUGGUUCCUAUCUUGCUGAGUUGUUAUUGUCCAAGGGAUAUGAAGUGCACGGAAUCAUUAGACGCUCUUCUUCAUUCAACACUGGAAGAAUCAACCAUCUUUACAAGGAUCCUCACAAUCAGGGUGUCCGUUUCUUCCUUCACUAUGGAGAUCUCACCGAUUCUUCCAAUCUGUGCGGACUGAUGGCCAAGAUCCAGCCUGAUGAGAUCUACAACUUGGGAGCUCAGAGCCACGUCAAGGUGUCUUUCGAUCUUUCCGAGUACAGUGCUGAGGUGGAUGGCAUCGGUACCCUCCGUCUGCUCAAUGCUAUCCGUACUUGUGGACUCGAGAAGAAGACUCGUCUCUACCAGGCUUCUACCUCCGAGUUGUACGGCAAGGUGCAGGCUAUUCCUCAGAACGAGAAGACCCCUUUCUAUCCUCGUUCCCCUUACAGUGUUGCCAAGCAAUUCUCUUAUUGGAUCGUUGUAAACUAUCGUGAAGCCUACGGAAUGUUCUUGUCCAACGGUAUUCUCUUCAAUCACGAGUCGCCGCGUCGAGGUCCCACUUUUGUCACUCGCAAGAUCACGCGCGCUGUUGUCCGCAUCAAGCUGGGCGUGCAGGAUUGCCUCUAUCUCGGAAACCUCAACGCCAUUCGUGACUGGGGUCAUGCUCGCGACUACGUUUAUGGAAUGUGGCUGAUUCUGCAGCAAGACCAUCCGGAUGAUUUCGUGCUGUCUACUGGAGAGGGCCAUACUGUGCGUGAGUUCUGCGAGAAGGCCUUUAAGCGUGUGGGAAUUGAAGUGGAGUGGAGAGGAGAGAAGGAUACUCCCAAUGAGAUUGGUGUGGAUAAGGCCAAUCCGGAGCAUGUGAUUGUGCGUAUUGAUCCGAAGUACUUCCGUCCUACUGAGGUCGAUUUAUUGAUUGGUGACUGCACCAAGGCCAAGACUGUUUUGGGAUGGAAGAAGGAAGUCUCGUUUGAUCAACUUGUGGAGGAGAUGGUGGACUGCGAUAUGAAGUCUGCUGAGUCUGAUCUUCGUUUUUACAAGUUGGGAGGCGAUCGGAUGAACGAGGAGAAUGAGGAAUUAGUGGUUGUAUAAAAACUCCGUUCUUUGUUUUCC